AUGAAUCCAAUGAGUGAAGAAGGUAAUCAGAAGCUGAUACAUCAAGGAAGCGGAACUAUUCCUGCUUUAGCGGAUGAAGAGCUGAUGGGAGAUGAUGAUGACUAUGAUGAUCUUUAUAGCGAUGUUAAUGUUGGUGAGAGCUUCUUCCAAACUCAUCAUCAGCCUCAGGCACCUGAUCAAGUCAGUGGAGGCCUUCAAGUUCAGAGUAGUAGUGUUUCUGAACCUAGAAUGGCACCUGUAUCUGAAGAGAAGUAUGGGGGGCAUAGUGGAAUCAAUGGACCAGAAACAAGGUCAGAUGCUUAUCCACAAGAAAAAGGGAUGAAUAGUAAUGUCCAAGUCAAUAAAGUUGUUCCACAAGGAGCAACAUCUAUUGUGUUAAACAGCCAUGGUUAUUCAGGGAAUGCUGUUAAUGCCCCUGAGCCACCACCUGUGCAUAAACCCUAUGGCGGUGCUCCUCAAGGAGCUCAGCAGAUUCCUGUUAGUCAGAUGAAUGUGAUUCCAAAUCCUAUUGUGAACAGAAGCCCCACGCAGCCGUUCGUUGUGGACAAUGGGAACACUAUGCUUUUCGUUGGAGAGCUGCAUUGGUGGACGACGGAUGCAGAGAUUGAGAGUGUUCUUUCUCAGUACGGAAGAGUCAAAGAGAUCAAGUUUUUCGACGAGAGAGUUAGUGGCAAAUCUAAAGGGUAUUGUCAGGUUGAGUUUUAUGAUUCAGCUGCUGCUGCUGCUUGCAAAGAAGGAAUGAAUGGGUUUGUUUUCAAUGGUAAAGCAUGUGUUGUAGCUUUUACUUCUCCUGAAACGUUGAAGCAGAUGGGAGCUAACUUCACUGGGAGGAACCAAGGACAGAACCAAAUUCAAAACAGAAGGCCUUUGAAUGAGGGAAUGGGAAGAGGUAACAACAACAACAUGAAUACUCAAAAUGGAGACAGUGGAAGAAACUACGGGAGAGGUGGAUUUGCUCGUGGUGGCCAAGGAAUGGGAAACCGUGGAGGUCAUUGGGGUGGUGCAGUGAGAGGUAGAGGGAUAAACAACAUGGCUAACGGUUCCGGGACUGGACCAUAUGGCCCAUCAUUUGGUGGUAUGAUGCAUCCACAGGGUAUGAUGGGAGCUGGUGGGUUUGAUCCUUCAUUCAUGGGUCGUGGCGGUGCUUAUGGAGGGUUCCCAGGUCUUGCUUACCCCGGGAUGCCUCAUUCUUAUCCCGGUGUCAAUGCAAUGGGAAUGGUUGGAGUUGCUCCUCAUGUUAACCCCGCCUUCUUUGGCACGGGAAUGGGAGCGAUGAAUGGAGGUCAUGGAGCAGCGAUGUGGAACGAAGCUAGUGGAGGAGGUGGUGGUGAAGAGGGUGGUUCUGAAUAUGGUGGAUAUGAAGAUGAAGACAAAGAGAGAGAAGAUAAGCCAUCACGAGAUAAAGAACGGGCAACCACUACAGAACGUGACCGGUCUGAGAGCAGUGGUGAUAGAAGUAGGCACAAGAGUCACCGUGAAGAGAAAGAUAGUCACCGUGAGUAUAAGCAGCACAGAGACCGUGAUUCUGAAGAGUUCGAUAGAGGACGACAAUCUUCUUCUAAAUCUCGAAGCAGAUCAAGAAUGGCGGAAGAUGAUUACCGGUCCAGGUCAAGAGAUGCAGACUAUGGAAAGAGAAGACGAAGAGAUUGAAAAAGAAACCUCUCUUACUGCAUCUAAACUAUACUUGUUUAAGUUACUUCUUAUAUUUGAUACAAUGUUUCUCUAAACAUAGCAUAUGACAUAUGUAUUUGUAUACUAUGUUUUUGUUAAAGAUUCUUCAUCUGUUAUUGCAAUCACACCAUGAUUAUAGAGUUUUUGC
Messenger RNA from Eruca vesicaria subsp. sativa (arugula), 1819 nucleotides. The record is from the annotation of a GenBank genome assembly. NCBI's taxonomy places the organism in Eukaryota, Viridiplantae, Streptophyta, Magnoliopsida, Brassicales, Brassicaceae.